Messenger RNA from Scatophagus argus, 7306 nucleotides. It is a transcript of the gene bag5, whose product is annotated as BCL2 associated athanogene 5. Lineage: Eukaryota; Metazoa; Chordata; Actinopteri; Scatophagidae. Gene Ontology annotation, biological process: regulation of inclusion body assembly; negative regulation of protein ubiquitination; protein stabilization. The transcript has 3 exons. Bases 530 to 2011 code for a protein of 493 amino acids. The record is from RefSeq and is a predicted model, not a curated record. Gene Ontology annotation, cellular component: cytoplasm; cytosol; membrane. Gene Ontology annotation, molecular function: protein-folding chaperone binding; adenyl-nucleotide exchange factor activity.
UGUUUGGUGUAAUAACUCUGCUGUGACGAGAAGCUUUGGACACAAGUCACACAACUGCUCUCCAUCUCCACUGUGAAAGAGUGAAGUUCAGAUGUUGUUACUGAGCCGACAGCAGCGCCAAGGUGUUCUGGUUCACCUGCACAAUGUUGCUAAAAAGAGAUGUGAAACAACUACAAAGAGUUGCACGAACGACUGCAAACAUGUGCAAUGACUACGUUUUCAUUAUUGAUUAACCUCCAGUUUGUUUGUUUGUUUGUUUGCUUUUAGAUUAUUUUCUAGUAUCGGUGAAUUGUUUCGUCAGUAAAUUGAGGCACUGUCAUGCUAACAAAGUCGAUCAGGUUGGGUACGUUUGACAAACAGCGAUUAUAAUUUGAUAGCAUGUUGAACAACAAGACUAUCCAGCUGUGUUUUUGACCCCAAAUCAGUUUGGAGCUUUUCACCAACAGAUGAUCGUCCAUGUGUGCUGUCUGCUCAGCCCGGGAUGUGAGAGGAUCUCUGAUAGCCCACAGAGGAAGCUCAGACAGGCAGGAUGGGCUGCUGCAGCUUGUGUGUUACAGUCGCCACCCUGUGCCUGUUUGGGAAGCCCUUUGAUGGCGGGAAGAGGAUGGACCAUGGCGGCCAGCAGCAGCAGCAGCAACAUCCAAUGGAGCAGCAUCAGCAGCAGCCGUAUUAUCCCCAGCACCCUGCCAUGAUGCGGUUGUACGAGGUCCAGAAGGAGGUGGCAUCUCUGGGGCCUCAGGUCUGCACCUUCAGCGGCCUGCAAAACGACCGCGACUACAAGCGUCUGGAGCGUGAACUGACACGGCUGCUGCUGGACGUGGACCAGGUGGACACGGAGGGCAAACCGGAGCUGCAGGGGGCGCGAAAGAGAGCAGCGCAAGAGGUGGAGGGCCUCCUACGCUACCUGGAGGAGAACGUCACUCAUCCGUCCCGCCUGGCCAUUGAGGAGCUGAGCAACGAGGCACGGCGGCUGGUGGACGAACGCGUGGUGGCGCCUCAACGCGCCGGCGGGGUCGCAGAAAUAAACGACGAGCUGGUGGAUGCCCUGCAGGAGCUCGUGCUGAGGCUCACCCAAGUCAAGACGGAAGGGAGGGUGCCGCUCCGCAAGGCGCGCUACCGGGCGCUGACACGCCUGUGCGCCGUGCAGGACGUGAUCGAAGGGCGCACGCAGCAGCAGACCCUCUCCCUGCCGCUGUCGGGGGACACCCACGAGGCCGUGAACUGCAUCAACCAGGUGAUGGUGAAGGUGAGCGUGGCGCGCAGUCAACUGGUGGCUCUGCUGAUGGGUCUGAGUGGGAGGGACAGCUGCGCCCACCUGUCACGAAUCCUGACAGAGAUGCAGGUAGAGCUGGACGCUCUGGAUGUUUCCGGGAACGCGGCAAUCAGAAAUUACCGGAAACAGGUGGUGGAGGAGAUAAACGGGCUGCUGAAACAUCUGGACCUUGAGGGGGAGGGAGACGACACGCGCAGGUACGACCUGGCGCAGAACAACUCCAUCCGUGAGAUCGAGGCGGUGAGAGCUCACGUGUCCCACCUGCGAGAGGGCGUCCUGCGGCACUGCGUGAUGGGGGAUCUGAGCUUCAGGCCCAAAGCCGAGCUGCAGAGCCUCCUCACUCAACUGGACCAGGUAGACACGGCCAAGAACCCGUGCAUCAGAGAGGCCCGUCGUCGUGCCGUGGUGGAGGUCCAAGCCAUCAUCACUUUCCUGGACCUCCGCGAGGCUCUGGCCCGCCGCCAGCCAGGCCCCAAUGAGCACCCUUCGCACCGGGCCGUGUGGCUGGUCCUGGGGAGCCUGUCGGACCUCCAGGCUCAGGUGCUGGGCUUCGACGGCAAGCGGGCUGACAAGAGCUACAUGAUGCUGGAGGAGCUGCUGACCAAACAGCUGCUGACGCUGGACGCCGUGGACCCACAGGGGGACGAGACAACCAAGAUGGCGCGGAAGCAGGCGGUGAAGUUCGCCCAGAACAUUCUCAACUACCUGGACAUGAAGACAGACGAGUGGGAGUACUGAUUGGUUGAGAGACACGACGCACAGUGUGGUUGACGUGUUGCAGGCGGGGACACUGGAUGGACGUCGCUGCGGGAACGAAAGGAGCUGAUGAUGUGUGUACAUUUAAAAACCUGGUGCGUUAUCAUUCUAUGGGCUGUAAAUAUCGACUCGAAUCCCCAGAAUGCACCUCAGCAGCGCUUUUCUUUUGUCUCUUUGUGGUAGUUGUGGUCGGCCCUGCUGAGAAAACACAGAACUCCUUUUGUGAAACACACUUUGAAAAAUCUUUUUCUUUUUUUGUGCUUUUUGAAGAUUUUAUUUUUAACCCUCCCUUGACGUUUGUGUGUGUGUGUGUGCGUGUGCGUGUGUAUGAGUUGUCGUCUGUUGUUGUCAUACCUGGUGUGUGGUUGUUGAAGCCUGCUGCCAAAGCACUAAACAAAGCCUGUUCCGGUGGUCGUAUCCUCCCGACUGCACUUGAUGUCGAUGAAUUGCAGAGCGUGAUGGAUCGCUUAGCGGUGGCUUCCCGUCUGGCCUGAUUGGAAAUGGAGACAGCCAAUGCAUGUGUUAAAUACAGUGACCUAAUUAGUGAGAGUCAUCCACUGCUGCUGUUAGAGUCUAGAAACUCGGUCUAGAUUGAGAUACAUGUUGGUGCUGUGCCAAUUUAAAACGUCCAAAUUUAUCAGAAACUUUCAAAUGACGGGUGAAAUUUUCUUGCAUUUCACUGUAGUAUUGAAAUCGGUCUGACUCUGGCUGGCAGACUGCUGUGAACAUCUGUUCUGUUUUCAGAUAACUUAAUCUGCAGUGAAAUGUGCUUGUCCACAAUUGAGAGAUAAUUCGGGGCAUUUUAGCAGCGGAGGUGAAACAUUCUGAGGCUGUUUUCACCAACAUCAAGCUGGUGUCGAAGCCAGGCAGUCUGUGUUUAAACAGAGCCGCUAUUAGAGGGAGAACAGUGAGAGUUUGCAUUAUUGAUGUAAGGUCACCGUGCACUCCUGCGUGACCCUGUUUAUCCCCUCAGCAUUUGGUCCGUGUCUCUGGUUGCAGUCCAGUUCGCACGACUCGGGCAGACCACAGCUGUGGUGGGCAGCCGGUCAGACGAUGAAAGAAAAGAGGGAAGCGCCGUUACAGCUUCGAUUCAGAGGCAUCGAUUAAGCAGCAAACUAAAAAUCCUUGUGGAGACGUUAUCUUGUGGGCCAGCCGUGAACAGGAUGUUUAACAGAAAGCAGGAUGUUUGAAAAGAUAAAAGCACCUUUCCCCCUCGCUGCUUGUGUUAGCCGUUAGUGUGUGAAGCGCUUCAGAUGUUUGUUGUGACUCUGUAUGAGGCUAAAAAUGGAUCAGGUUUGAAUUCAGAGAUGGAGGAGGCGAAAUUUUGCUGCUGCUGCUGCUUUAGGUUUUUGUUUCUACCCGCUGCUUUCUCCUGGUGGAGACUGUGAGAGAUCCCUGGGGAGAGGAAGAGGAAGGGAGGCGGCGAGAUCCACCGGAUUGACACAUCAAGGCUGAAGCUCGCAGGGCCAGCAGUCGCGUCCUGUGCGGGAGCGAGGACUGAUGGUGAUCGCAGGCGACAGACGGAGCCUUCGAGAAAGUUCUCAAAGCUGCUGCUCGCGACAGCAGGAGGGAGGGAAAGGACUGGAAGAGAAGUCCGAAUCUCUGUGCCUUUAUUUUCACCCUUCCCUUUGAACCGGCUUCGUGACAAAAGCAGCCUGAGUAAGGAGCAAGUAGCCGCUCAUGUUGAUACGCAUCAGAAGCACCUUGGCCGCUAUCGCCACAAGAAAUUUGCACUACCCGUCAGAAAUUGAGGCUUUUUUCCCCAAUUGAUAUUCACUCUCUGAUUAAGACUAAAGGUGGUGGCGUUCCGGUGAUUCGUGGUGACGCAGUCUGACGGCGCUCCGUGCAGCAGGCCGUAAAAUGAGUCACAUUGAAUCACAUUGUGCUUUCACGCUGCAAACAGCCUCGCUAAGGAGGCCGCUCUUCAUCAGGCAACGGUCGCCCCAAAUCGACUGGCAAAACAGAAUAAUGAGCCCAUUAAAUUACUUCACAGCAUUCAGCUGACCUAAAAAAAAGGCGCAUGAACCUUUCUCGGAGUGAUGUUUUUCAAAAAGACGGUUGAUUUUUGCAGGAGAUUCUGAAUUUCAGAGCUCGUUGUUCGCUUUGGACAGCUGACAGACCCGUCACACGUCGUUCAGUCGCUGUUCGUGAUCCUUCUCAGCACACGCAGUUUGCCCAGUCGUCAUUCAAACUGGGGCAGUUUGGAGAAUCAAAAAUACAUAUUGUCCUUCAUAGUGCUGUUUAGCCGUCUGGAUUGUUUUGGCCAAAAAAUUACAUUUGAAUUAAAGUUAAAAACUCCACAUCACCAUCUUGAAGAGACGCCUUCUCCAAUUGGUUGCCUUAAAUGAGCAUCUGAUGUCGCAGGGAACGAGAGCAGCUUUGGAUUGAUCUGAUUGACAGUAAAGUUUCUCUCACCUCAGUGUGGAUGGUCUUCCUCUGACUUCCUGGUUGUUCGCCGUCUGAACGCCAGCUAAACGUUUGGUCUCAAUUAGCUUCCCAAAUUACUCAAAAGUAACCAAAGCAACGCUGUGAGGUUUUGUUGCUCAUCCCGGCUGCUCUGAAGGCUGUCCUGUGUAUCACUGCUUUUCUGAAAUCACAAAAACAUGUUCCAGUGAACUCCCACAGACCCUUUUUAUGUGCAUUAAGCCACUGUUGGAAGCAGGCCUGCCGCUCGGCCUCCUGGGUACGGCGCUGACUCACACGGGAGAGAAUCUGAUUAAACAUUGCUCAUUAAAUAUCAUCAGCCCGCCUGCCUGGCUGCUGUAGCUGCAACAGAUGCUUUCUCACAGCGAACCUUAUGCUCUCUCAGACCAAACCAACCCGAACACACCUUAAGUUCGCACGCUCCUUUUUUGUAUGCAGUAAUAUAUAAAAGUUGUACAUUUACUCUGUACAUUGCUUCUUAUUUAAACAUUCAUUUGAAUUACUUAUCAAAGGUUUUACACUAAGAAAUCUUACUCUUACGUGUCAUCAGUGUCUCGAAGCCCUGUGUCUUUUUUAUUCAGUAUUAAUGGCGCUUCGAUGAGCGGGCGUCAUGGCAACCACACACCUUUAUACUCCGUGAUUCGUAAGUACAAACUUAAAGGAGGAUGAGAGUGCACUAAAGCAUCAUUUUCUAAACGUUUUACUGAAGUGAAGGUUUUUGCCAGCAGGAUGGAGAAAGAAAAUCUUGUUCCCUGCUAUACGUCUGAAUCCUGGUCCCAAACAGGUUUACAAACCAGUUUCACUUCUGAAUUUGUAAGAACUGGAGAUCAUAAGAGUUUUUUUAUGCUUUUCUUGUUGUAGCUGCAUGUGUUUACACAAGAAAAAACAAUGGAUUUUAGAGGUUUAAAAGAAGGCUAACAUAUUUCUACAUUUUGUCCCUGCAUGAGUGUGUAAGUUUGUCAGAUGGCUGGUUUCUGCUGAGGCCUAUGAAAAGUCACAAGCCAACAUUUUAAAGGAAAAAGCAGUUGAAAGAUUUUUUUUCUUAAUUUUUCUCAGUAAAUCCUGUGAAAAGACCAAAACCAAGAACGUGUCUCUCAGAUGCAGAAACGGGCAGCAAAUAUUUACUUUUCUGUAAAAAUUUUCUGUAAUUUCCAAAAGCAGGUGGGCACUGGAGUGCAUUUGUCUGGGAGUAUUUUCGGCUGUAGAUUAAUCUACCUUUGCUGCUCUUUAUGGGCAUUUUGUGCGUCAGGACAGUUCAGGUGUGUCUGAACAGUCCUUGGCCAACAAUGGAGCUCCGUGAUGAUCUGCUACAGGUAAAUCAUCCUUUCAUACACAGAUCAUCCGUGUUUGGAGGAGAUAUUCACGGUUGUUUUCGGUAUUUUCACGGGAUUUGUUGAUGGAUUUGUUUUCUGAGAAAGAUAUCAGUUGUUCAUUAAACUGACUGAACACACAUUUGAAUCAGCACUUAAAGAAAGAUUUGAAAGAUUGAAAGAAUUUGGCCGUCCACUUCGUCCUGCCCGUAUUCACGGUCGUCUCCACCCGGACGCUCCGUAUUCCCCAACGCACAGCCGCACCGCUAAAAGCAGCUCGGGGUCGUCUCGAGUAUCUGAACUCGGUGGCACUGGAGUCCAUUAGACUUUAACAGAUUCGGAUCCAGUGGGUAUUGAAGGGUAGCGGUCUGGUUUGUGAGUGAGUGACUGGCACAUUUAGAGGUCUAAAGUUUUCAUUUUUCCCGCCCUCGACUGAAUGUAGUCACCAAGGAAUGUUUUGCGUUUGGUUUUUUUGUUGUUGUACCAAAGUUGAUUUGAAAUGACCCUGAGAUCUCGCGGGUCAACAUGAUGGUUACGGAGGCCUGAGGUUGACCUGACGUUUAAAGAUGAGCGGUCGGUUGCACCAGCUGACCGUUAAGUUCGAUCGGAGGUUUGAGUCAAACACUGACGGUUUCAACGUGAAACUCUGCACUUUGUUCAUUUUCACCUUCUGUACUUCUGCUACAGCCUGACUGCCUGAAGAUAAACGUUUGGCCUCAUGCAAGAACGUUGUCUUAUUCUGAAUCAGACGUAGAUCGAUCGAUCGGUUUGGCCCCGACAGGACGAUAACGAUGACUGUGCAUCCUCUCAACUGAAGUCGCUGACUCUGACCGACACAAUUCUGUCAUGGUUAGUUUGAUCAGUUCUAGAUUUAUUCAUCAAAAAUCAUUGAUUUCCACAUUUUUGGAGGUUGAUAUCGGCCGAUUGAUCAGCUAUUGGCUUCCUUCAUGUAAAGUAUAAUGUUUUUAAAUUGGCCUUUGAUAAUCCACUGUCAGGUAGCUUCAUAUUCAGCAUACAGACGUGAGUGGUAUCAACCUUCUCAUCAAGAGAAGAAAGUGAAACAACACUGAAGCGAAGCUGCAUUUGAUCUUACAGGUCAGCUGGUGCAACGUCUCGAUCGUACGACGCAGGACCAAAGUUAUCGUUUAAAUGUGGUGAUAAAUAAAAGACAGGAUGUUAGAAAGCAAGGAUGAUCCCCCUCAUGAGGGGAAAAAAUAAUUUCAUUCAAAUGCACUUUUUUAUAUUCUUUAGUCACUGUUUGUUAUUGCUGCUUCGCCUUCCUUUAUGCAAACGACAGGAAUGUGAUUGAAAAGUUAUUGCAUCUCUCUUUUUUUCCCCCAAAUAUGUUUUCUUAUAAGUCGCCUUUAACUGCAUUGAUUGUGACAGGCUUUUGCUGUUUCUCCUGCGAGACGCGCUUGUACAAAAAGCACACUGAGACUGGAAAAAAACAAACAAACAAGCUGUGUGAAUGCUCCAUGGAUGGUUGUGUUUUCAAUUUGUAUCCCCACUGCAAAAUAAAGACAAUGUGUGUUGAUCAGCGUUA